GAAUUUGGGUCCUAGAUGUGGCGGCGGCAUGGGCGGGGCCUCUUCGUCCUCCGUGUGCCCCUGGUGCCCGCGAGUGGGUGUCUCCUGAGGAUCUGCAGCCUUGUCAUCCAGCAAGUCACAGUUCUCUCCACCCAGCUUUGUGGCCUGUGGGUUUGUGAGGUGCCCCCCAUGGACCAAAGUCCGUAUUUGUUCAUCCAGAUGCUGCUUUAAUUAGCAGUAGUAAAAGUCAGUUUGCAAGCACUGGAAGAUUUUUGUAAAGGAACUUUAUUCAGCAUGGACUCUCUACCAGAAGACUUUGUUGUGAGGGAUCCUGCUGUGGAGGAGCAGCCUGAAGAGGAAACUGAGAAUAAAGUAGAAAAACCAACCAUUCAACUGGACAAACAGAAAAAGGACAUACCUACUGAUCUUGUCCCUGUUAACCUACUAUUAGAGGUGAAGAAAUUAUUAAAUGCAAUUAAUACUCUACCAAAAGGUGUGGUUCCUCACAUUAAGAAGUUCUUACAAGCAGAUUUUUCCUUCCAGACAAUGCAGAGAGAAGUUGCAGCCAAUAGCCAGAAUGGGGAGGAAAUCGUUCCUGCUUUAACUUUACGUUUUUUGAUAACACAACUGGAAACAGCUCUUAGGAAUAUUCAAGCUACUAACUAUACUGCAUACCAAAUUGAUAUUGGUUAUUACUUGACAUUACUGUUUUUGUAUGGAGUAGCACUCACGGAAAGAGGGAAGAAAGAACAGGAUUAUGCAGAAGCUGAGAAUAAAUUCCUGGUGAUGAAGAUGGUGAUCCAAGAAAAUGAAAUCUGUGAAAACUUCAUGUCUUUAGUCUAUUUUGGACGUGGUUUACUUCGAUGCGCUCAGAAGAGAUAUAAUGGAGGAUUGCUAGAAUUUCAUAAAAGCUUACAAGAAAUAGGAGAUAUAAAUGAUCCUUGGUUUGACAUAGAUCCUAUAGAAGAUGAAGAUUUACCAACAGCUUUUAAAGAUCUCCUCAAUAAUUUUAUCAAGACAACUGAAAGUAAUAUAAUGAAACAGACCAUUUGUAGUUAUCUAGAUUGUGAGCGAUCUUGUGAAGCUGACAUUUUAAAGAACACGAAUUAUAAGGGUUUUUUUCAGUUAAUGUGCAGUAAAAGUUGCUGUGUUUAUUUCCACAAAAUGUGCUGGAAAAAAUUCAAGAAUUUAAAAUAUCCAGGUGAAAAUGAUCAGAGUUUUAGUGGGAAAAAGUGUCUGAAGGAAGGAUGCACAGGUGACAUGGUAAGGAUGCUGCAGUGUGAUGUACCUGGAAUUGUUAAAAUUCUGUUUGAAGUUGUGAGAAAGGAUGAAUAUAUAACCAUUGAAAACUUAGGAGCAAGUUAUAAGAAGUUGAUGUCUCUGAAAAUAGCUGAUACUGAUAUAAGACCGAAGAUCGGUUUAAAAUUUAAUACAAAAGAUGAAAUGCCUAUCUUCAAACUUGAUUAUAAUUAUUUCUAUCAUCUGCUUCAUAUAAUUAUUAUUUCUGGUACUGAUAUUGUCCGGCAAAUAUUUGAUGAGGCUAUGCCACCCCCUCUUUUGAAAAAAGAGCUUCUCAUCCACAAGAAUGUACUGGAAUCCUACUACAACCAUCUUUGGACCAAUCACCCUUUGGGUGGAUCAUGGCAUCUGCUUUAUCCCCCAAACAAGGAAUUACCACAGUCCAAACAGUUUGACUUAUGCCUCCUAUUAGCUCUCAUAAAACAUUUGAAUGUAUUCCCUGCACCCAGAAAAGGCUGGAAUAUAGAACCUCCAUCUUCUGACCUCUCUAAGUCUGCAGACAUUUUGAGACUGUGCAAAUACAGGGAUAUCCUCCUUAGUGAAAUUUUGAUGAAUGGUCUCACAGAGUUACAAUUCAAUUCAAUUUGGAAAAAAGUUUCAGAUAUUCUUCUGCGUCUUGGGAUGAAGCAAGAAGAUAUUGACAAAGUGAAGGAGAAUCCCAUUGAGAAUAUUUCCCUUGAUUACCAUCAGCUAUCCGUCUACCUAGGCAUACCAGUACCAGAAAUCAUCCAAAGGAUGCUAUCCUGCUAUCAACAAGGAAUUGCUCUACAGUCAAUAACAGGCAGUCAAUGUAUUGAAAUAGAAGAGUUACAGAAUGAGGAAGAAGACCUAAGUCCACCCCUUAUGGAAUACAAUAUAAAUGUGAAGUCAAACUCUGAAAUAGAGUUAGCAGAAAUGAAUAAAGAUGGAGCCUCCAUACCCAGUGAAUCUUCAACAGAAUCUGUUAAAGAUCUUCAAGAAGCAAAAAGUAAAUCAAAGAAAAAGAAAAAAAUGAAGAAUAAAAAGAGUAAGGACUCAAAAGAAGAAAAGGUUUCAUAUAUGAGGGAAAAAGAAGAGCAAUUGAAGAGAGAACAAACAAAUGCACACUCAGUGGGUAAAUUUAUGAAGCAUGAUGCAAGUGAUGUUCAAGAAGAUUCUGCAACUGAAGACAAGUUCUACAGCCUGGACGAACUGCAUAUUCUGGACAUGAUAGAGCAGGGCUCAGCUGGUAAGGUCACAGCGGGCUACGGAGAAACUGAAAAGGACAGGCUUACUUGUCAGCAGCAGCUUUAUAAACUGCACCUUCAGUGUGAGGAUUUCAAAAAGCAGCUGAAAACAGUGACAUUUCGGUGGCAAGAAAAUCAAAUGCAAAUUAAAAAGAAAGAAAAAAUAAUCGCCUCUCUUAACCAACAAGUGGCUUUUGGAGUCAAUAAAGUUUCCAAAUUACAACGUCAAGUCCAUGCUAAAGAUAAUGAAAUCAAGAACCUUAAAGAACAGCUUUCCAUGAAAAGAUCUCAGUGGGAGAUGGAGAAGCAUAAUCUGGAAAGCACAAUUAAAACCUCCUUAAAUAAGCUGAAUGCAGAAACCAGCAGAGCCUUAACAGCUGAGGUGUAUUUCUUACAGUGUCGUAGAGAUUUUGCAUUGCUUCAUCUAGAGCAGACUGAAAAAGAGUGUCUCAGUCAGCUUGCUAGGGUGACUCACAUGGCAGCAAGCAACCUAGAGUCACUUCAGUUAAAGGCUGCGGUAGACAGUUGGAAUGCUAUUGUGGCGGAUGUUAGAAACAAGAUUGCAUUCCUCAGGGCACAGUACAAUGAACAGAUUAACAAGGUGAAGCAAGGAUUUCCCUUGAGUAGCUUGCCCCCUGUCCAGCUUCCUCCACCCCCGCCCAGUCCUGAGAUACUGAUGCAGCAGUACUUGGGAAGACCAAUUGUGAAAGACUCUUUCUUUAGACCCAUACUUACAGUUCCUCAGAUGCCUGCAAUUUGCCCAGCAGUCAUCUCUGCAACUGCCCACCCUCGACCUCCCCUGAUGACCGGCAUAGCCUGGACUCUGCCAACUCCUGUGGGAGAGAUGGUCCCUCCCAGUGCAGGUCUGGGAACUGAUCUUUCCAUGAUGAAUUGGGAGAGGAUUACAGACAAGCUAAAAACUGCUUUUCCACAGCAGACCAGAAAGGAGCUUACAGAUUUCUUACGAAAAUUGAAGGAGGCUCAUGGGAAGUCUUUAUCUGGACUGACAUGUGAUGAAAUUAUUUACAAGAUUUCCCAAUUUAUUGAUCCCAAGAAAUCUCAGAGUCAAGGAAAAUCCGUGCCAAAUGGUAAUUGUGCUUCACCUAGCGGUUCUUCAUCCCAGCCCAAUGCUCCCCAGUCCCCCAAAUCAGCCUGGAGGCCCCUCAGUUCUCAAGGUUCUGCCACAUGGGAAGGAGCCAGUAACGUGGACGAAGAGGAAGAAGAGCCUUGUGUGAUCUGUCACGAGAAUCUGUCUCCAGAAAACCUCUCAGUGUUACCUUGUGCUCACAAAUUCCACUCUCAGUGCAUUAGGCCAUGGUUGAUGCAACAAGGGACAUGUCCAACCUGUAGGCUCCAUGUUCUGCUACCAGAAGAAUUCCCUGGUGCCACCAGCCAGCAGUCGCCCAAGGUCUGACACAAAGUGGGUGACUCUGCAAAGGAAGCUCAGUUUGAGACUCCAGAAUGUCCUUUUGUAUUUUCCUGUGAGCUGGUUGUGUGAGCAGUGUGAAGCAGGGUGCUCUUCAGUGAUGUGGUGAAGAAGCGACCUCAGCGCGUCAGAGUGGCAGCCAGAGAAGUCAAGGCAGAUCUUCAAUACUGUGAAUUAAACUGAAGGGGCUUGAGAAGGUGGAAUUUUAAUAAUUACAGCAUAUUUGCUCUUAUUGGGCUUGUUCUUCUGUAGACAUAACUACUAAUAGAUUUCUUAUGGUUUUUCCUUCUUUUUCCUCCUUAUUCUACUCGUCUUUUUCUUCCUCUCAAGUUUACUACAUUUUAGUUUUUUGGAAGAAAUUUAGAAGAGAAACUGAACUAGUAGAGAAGUGGGAAAAUUGCACAGGUUUUAAUGUUCCUUUCAUCUUGUAAAACUAGUCCUUAAAAUACAGUUAAAUUACUUAAAUUGUAUUUCAUCUUCUCUAUUCUUUUCUGUCCUCUAAGAUAUGUACCCAUACAGAGAUUAUGAGUUACUUGGUGGUAGAGACCACCCAGCAUUAUGUCAGAGCUGGCUUGUAGUAAUGGCUCAUGAGGGAUGAUCGGUUAAGGAAAUUUGCAGGCCAGUUAUCAAAUUAUUGGUAGCUUGAAAUCUGCCAUAGUAGGAGUAUUUAUACCAUAUAAAUUAGUAAAAGCUAUAAGGUUUAUCUUUCCCUCAAAAGCUAGUUCUUAAACAUCUUCCACCAUCCUAUAAGACAUUUACGUUCCCAAUAUCUUGCACAGUAGGUGCAGAAUACAUAUUCCUAGAAUCAGAAAUCAGGAGGCAGUGACAUGAGAGAUGCUUAAUAUGUAAAUUAAGUUAUUUGCUGAGGUAAAUAAUUGAAAUUUUAUGUUCAUUUGUAAACAUGUUCUUCAGGCCUUAAUGUGCAUUUUGGGGAGAUUUUUUUUUUUUCUGCUGAAAGUUUCUAAUUUCACUUUCUUUUUCUGGAAAAGGAAAAACUGUAUGUAGUUGCUUCUUCCAACAGAGUUCGUACAAACUAGGCUGAGUUGUGUAUAUAAAGCUUGUCACUGAGAACUUCUAAUUUUUAGAGGUCAAAAGAUUAUUUUGAAAACAGUAUUGUAUAAAUGCUGUUCGUAUUAAAGUAGUUCCGAGUUACUUAGUGAAAAAAUGUUUCUUGGCUCAUAUUCACUCUCUCAAUUUCAUUAAUUUAUGAAAACAAUAAAUAUUUUCUGACUUGGCAAAUGUUUUACUUGUAUAUUUCAGUGUAAAUGUAUUUUGAAGUUACGUUGUAUCUGUAUUUAAAACUUCUGUUUCUGUAAUUAAUUACUAAAGGUUUUUUCCUAAAAUAAGCUGGAUAAUAUGAAGGAAAAUAUCUAAAAAGAUGAUAGUUACCUAGUAUGUAAAAUGCCAAGAAUGUAUCUCAAUUCCAGACCUCAGAAUUUACAGGAUCUUUAGCAUGAUCACUGUGUCUAGCACAUGAAGGUCAUAGUCAGUAGCAGGUUACUUUAUAAAACUUAGUUUUUGUUUACAACCUCUUAGUUCAUCUUUGCAACAGCAGUUUCAUUCUCAUGUGGAAACAAUAAAUGUUUCUUAAUUCAGUGA
Molecule: messenger RNA, 5508 nt
Organism: Chinchilla lanigera (long-tailed chinchilla)
Lineage: Eukaryota; Metazoa; Chordata; Mammalia; Rodentia; Chinchillidae
Gene: Dzip3
Product: DAZ interacting zinc finger protein 3
Exons: 33
Coding region: 274-3897 (1207 amino acids)
Biological process (GO): protein polyubiquitination
Cellular component (GO): cytoplasm
Molecular function (GO): ubiquitin protein ligase activity; polyubiquitin modification-dependent protein binding; RNA binding
Source: RefSeq, a predicted model, not a curated record